Messenger RNA from Paramecium tetraurelia, 318 nucleotides. RefSeq lists its product as uncharacterized. The transcript has a single exon. The record is from RefSeq and is a predicted model, not a curated record. Lineage: Eukaryota; Ciliophora; Oligohymenophorea; Peniculida; Parameciidae.
AUGAGAAAGAACGAGUACGACUUUUAUGUGGAUGAUCAAAUCACUUUUAAUAAAUAUCAGCUUACUCUAAAGUGCAAAUAUUACACAAAAAUUACGACUUUAAAAUAGUAUUUGUUGAAAUACAUCAAAAAAAAUUUUGAUAUUAUACAUAAUGAUGUCACUCUCAAAGAAUCUAUGACUUUGGAUGAGGUUUUCUCAAGAUAUUGCUAAAAUGCCAUCAUUUUAUUUGUUGAUAAAAUAAGAUCCAAUGAUCGAUGUGUUGGUUAAACAUUCAAUUCAGUAUCAAAAUAUAAGAAGAUCAAGGCCAACUUCAAAUGA